Messenger RNA from Thecamonas trahens ATCC 50062, 1275 nucleotides. RefSeq names its product flavohemoprotein. The transcript has a single exon. Lineage: Eukaryota; Apusomonadida; Apusomonadidae. Gene Ontology annotation, cellular component: intracellular anatomical structure. The coding region runs from base 1 to 1275 and encodes 424 amino acids. Gene Ontology annotation, biological process: cellular response to nitrosative stress; nitric oxide catabolic process. Gene Ontology annotation, molecular function: oxygen binding; FAD binding; nitric oxide dioxygenase [NAD(P)H] activity. The record is from RefSeq and is a predicted model, not a curated record.
AUGUCGGAAACCACAUUCUCUCUGGAAGCUGCGCUCGCCAACCCAUCUGGGGUCGUCUCACCCGAGUCUGCAGAGGUGGUCAAGGCGACGGUCGGCGUUGUGGUGCAGCACAUCGAUACAAUUGUUGCUCACUUUUACGAUGAGCUCUUUGCUACCGUCCCGGACACCCACUACCUGUUCAACAUGUCAAACCAGCGCGAUGGCAGCCAGCGCAAGUCGCUGGUGGGAGCACUGCUUGCGGCUUCGCCGGCAACACUGGAGGAGGGCAAGCUCGAGGCGCUGAUGGGCCAUCUGGAGACCGUCUUCCACAAGCACGUGGCCCUCGGCGUCCGGCCGGACCACUACAAGAUUGUCCACGACCACUUCCUGGGAGCCGUGGCGGCCGUGCUUGGCGAUGCGGUGACCGAUGCCGUGGCUGCCGCCUGGUCCGAAGUCGUUGUCGCCGUCUCGCAUGCCUUUAUUCGGCACGAGGAUCGGGUCCGCACCGCGAUGGCCGACGCCACCAGCGGGUGGACCGAGCCUGAGCCGCUCGAGGUGCUGGCCGUCGAGACCGUGAGCGAGGACGAGUGCUGCAAGACGCUGCGGCUGCGGGUCAAGGACGAGUCGCUUCGACCGGUCUUCUCCGCAGGCCAGUACUUGACGGUCCUGCCACCGGCCCAAUGGCCGGCGCACGGCCCGCGGCACUACACCAUCACCACCGAGCCGAGCGCAGAGCAGGUUGCCGCCCGUGAGCUCUCCAUCACAGUCAAGAAGCUCGAAGGUGAGAGCGCCGAGACGCCGGACGGCCUCUUCUCGUCGUGGCUCACCUCGCUCGAGGCCGGCGCCGAAAUCAGGGCACGCGCGCCCAUGGGCGGCUUUGGCCGCCCGGCAAGCCUCGCCAGUAACCCGGUCGAGGUCUUUAUCGGCGCGGGAAUCGGCGUUACUCCGCUGCUGCCAAUGGCAUCGCAGGCGACGGCCGCCGGCUCCAAGGUCAUCAUUUUCACCUCGGCGCGGACGCGCAAGGCCGCGGCGCUCGAGCCUGCUCUGGCCGGCCUUGCUGGAGCUACUAUCGUGCAUCGGUACACCCGCGAGGGCGACGCCCGGCUCACCGCAGCUGACAUUGUGACCAAGCUGGGCGAAGAGGGUGUCGCCGUGGACGCGCCCGGCCUCUGCGUCUACGUCUGCGGGCCGCGCAGCUUCAUGACGACCAUGCUCCCGGGACUGGCUGCUGCAGGCGUGGCCAAGACGGCGAUCCGGUUCGAGGCCUUUGGCCCGACCGGCGAGCUUGCGGUGUGA